Sclerotinia sclerotiorum 1980 UF-70 is the source of this 192-nucleotide messenger RNA. RefSeq lists its product with no specific name. NCBI's taxonomy places the organism in Eukaryota, Fungi, Ascomycota, Leotiomycetes, Helotiales, Sclerotiniaceae. The record is from RefSeq and is a predicted model, not a curated record. The coding region runs from base 1 to 192 and encodes 63 amino acids. The transcript is spliced from 2 exons.
AUGGUAUAUCGUCGGAGAACAUGUUACACUUUCGGGAUGCAUAUCCGCGGCUGCAUCCAAGAGUGGAUUUGUUGCGAGCAUUCAAUUCUGGGUGCUGGUGUUUACGGAAACGUUCGUACCCCUCACAAUGGAUUUCCAAAAGCUUCUUUCCCAGGGCUUGGGACAUCGCCUACGGAUCUGAUUAACGACUAA